Messenger RNA from Rotaria sp. Silwood2, 2094 nucleotides. NCBI's taxonomy places the organism in Eukaryota, Metazoa, Rotifera, Eurotatoria, Philodinida, Philodinidae. The record is from the annotation of a GenBank genome assembly.
AUGGAUCCUAAUACAUCAUCAACAGAAAUUCUUUCUUCGCCAACACUUCAUUUAACAACAUCAAGAAAUACAUCAACAAUACCAAAAUCAAUUAAUUUACAACAACAAUCUUCACCAAAUUCUCAUAUUCUAAAACCUCUCAAAGGUCAUAUAAAUACAUCAAAUGGAAAAAACCGUUCACCAUGUGCACCUAAUCAACCAUCGGAAGCCCUAUGCCAUUUUAUGUUUGAAUUAGCUAAAACGCUUGUACAACGCGCUGGUGGUACAACAUCAACAUCACUUUUUGUUGGUCCAACACAUAAUUAUCCACCACCACAUAGAAAUUUACAUUUAUGUGCAAUAACAAUAGCACUUUAUGCACUUGGUGUUAAUAAUCAUGUUCAAACAAAUUGGAUGAUUCGUACAUAUUCAAGUCUUGUAUCAUGGAUAACAUCGACAGCUAUUGAUAUUGGCUUACAAGCUAUAUUAAUAUUAAUUGAAUGUUGGGAAGGACAAUUAACACCGCCUGAAUGUGCUGGUAUAGCUGAUCGUGCAUCACGUUCACGUGAUAAUGCUGUUGUACGUACAGCUGCUGAAUUAGCAUUAUCAACAUUAAAAUAUGCACAUGCAUUAAAUGCAGCUGAAAUACGUCAAGCAUUAGCACAAUGUAAAGAACAAAAUAUUGAUAUGCUUGAACGUGCAUUAACAACAAUUGAAAAUGCAACACGUGAUGGUAAUUUAGUAUUUAUUGAUAUUUUAUUUGAAGUUGCUAAACGUUGGUAUGAAAUGUAUUAUGAACGUACAGGUGAUUCAUUAAAUAGCGAUGAUGAUACAACUGUUGUUGAUAUACGACAAACAUUUGAUAAUAAUCCAAAUGUAACACCAACAAAUCCAAUGGAUUUACAUUGGACACAUACAAAUGGUUCAAAUUCAUCACCAACAACAGCAACAUCAUCAUCACCAAUGAUGUAUACAACUAAUAAUCAAAAUACAAAUUUUUCAACACCAUUUCAACCGCAUCCAUCAACACAUUUUAAUACUCAUGCUUAUAUGAUUCAAGCACAACAUGGACCACCGCCACCACCACCACCACCAUCAAUGCAUCAUCAUCAAUUAGGGAAUUUUCAUCAACAAGUACCAUAUCCACAAAUCAUUCCAAUUCAAUAUUCAUCCCAACAACAACAGCAACAACAACAACAUUUUGCUUUUCAUACAGGUCCAACAAAUAAUUUUCAUCCACAUUCACAUCAUCCUCGUCAUCCACCACCACAACAAAUGCCUAAUGCUAUACUUGUUAGUCCAGGAAAUUUUCCUACAGCCUAUACUGUACAUCAUGUAACACCAACAACAAAUCCACAAAUUUAUUCUCCUAAUCAAAAUCAACAACAAUCAUUUUAUCCAAUUAGACAAAUUCCAUUAGUUGUUUCACCACCAACAGAACCAAAUGUUUCACCUCCAGCAACAACAACGACAACACAGCAAACGAAUGUUACUAGUCCAAAUACAACACCAUCAGCUGAACAACAACAGCAACAGCAAACGGAUGCAAAUCAUCGUCAAUAUUUACUUAAUGCAUUUCGUGUUGGUAUGUUAGCAAUGAAUACACUUGCAUUAGAACGAGCUCGUCAAAAUCAUGCACAUAUGGAACGACGUAGUGAACAAAAUCAUCCAACACCACGUUAUGGUGAAGAUGUCAAAUGGCUUCUGAAAAUUGCACUCAAAUUAGGCAAUGCUGAAUUACAAGAAUUUGUUACAACAGCAACAGCUGUUAUUGUUAAUCCAUAUUUAUUACAUAGUCUUGCAUUUAAUAUCUAUAAUGUUUCACAAAAUAAUCCAAAUGGUUCAUCAUCAAAUCAAAUGCUUCGUUUACCUUUUGUACAAUCUUUAAUGCAAAAAUGUUUACAUGCAUAUACACGUUGUGUACAUAAUAAAAUGGCACAUAUGACAACAAAUAAUGAUAUUGAAGAAUUAACAUCAUUAAUGAAACAUGCACGUUCAGCAUUUUUAUUUAUGGGUAAUACAAGUGAUUAUCAAGGUUUAAUGAAUUUUGUUAAAACAUCCAAAAAAUGCAAAAAAGAUGUUUAUCCAAGACUUUGGCAAGCAAUUCAAAAUUAG